Messenger RNA from Loxodonta africana (African savanna elephant), 1077 nucleotides. Its product is annotated as olfactory receptor 5P67-like. The record is from RefSeq and is a predicted model, not a curated record. Lineage: Eukaryota; Metazoa; Chordata; Mammalia; Proboscidea; Elephantidae. Gene Ontology annotation, biological process: sensory perception of smell; G protein-coupled receptor signaling pathway. Gene Ontology annotation, cellular component: membrane. The transcript has 4 exons. Gene Ontology annotation, molecular function: olfactory receptor activity; odorant binding. Bases 1 to 1077 code for a protein of 358 amino acids.
AUGGACAAAGCCCAGUAUAAAAAGCCAGAGAAUGUGCAGAUGAGGAUCAACCUGGCCACUAGCUGGGUGAUCCUGGCUAAACUUCUUAACUUGCCCUUUUUGAACCAGCUACAUCGUCUCAUGGAUUCCCCGGUGGAUGGAAACCACACUGCAGUGACAGAGUUCAUUUUAUUGGGCUUAACAGAAGAUCCUACCCUUCGGGUCACCCUCUUCAUGGUCGUCCAGUGCAUCUGUCUGGUGACCAUAUCUGGCAAUCUCAGCACAAUCAUCCUUAUCAGAAUCUCUCCUCAGCUCCAUCAUCCUAUGUAUCUUUUCCUGAGCCACUUGGCUUUGACUGACAUAGGCUAUUCAUCCUCUGUCAAACCCAGUAUGCUUGUAAACUUCCUGGUGGAGAAAAAUACCAUCUCCUAUCUUGGAUGUGGGAUCCAACUUGGAUCAGCUGCUUUCUUUGGACCACUUGGGUGUUUUCUUCUGGCUGCCAUGGCCUAUGAUCACUUUGUAGCAAUCUGCAACCCACUGCUUUAUUCAACUAAAAUGUCCACAAAAGUCUUGGCCCCCUCAUUUUCUGCUGGCUCCAUCAUUGUGGUCACAGUGUUUGUCAUAGCCAUCUCCUAUGUCUACAACCUCAUCAUCAUCCUGAAGAUGCACUCCACCGAGGGCCGCCACAAGCCCUUCUCCACCUGCACCUCCCACCUCACUACAGUCACUGUGUUCUAUGGGACAAUUACAUUCAUUUACACCCUGAACCCAGACCCCCUUAGCACUGGACAACCAGUGGGAUAUAGGCAGGUGAGUCAGAGGACUCGGCUCUGGGCAGGGGCUCUUAGGUUUUCUCAGGCAGUGGCUGAGGCUGGGGCUGCGGGGGCUGUGGGUACUCCUGCAGUUCAGCCUGGCAGACCAUCUGGCUGGGCCCACUCUGCCCUCUGCCACCUGACUUCCUUACCUCCUGUGACUGUGCUCCUACCACCACCUGUUCCACUGGCCUCUGCCUGCAGCUCCAGCACUAGGAGUAUUGGCAACAGCAGCGAUGAGGACGACUGGAAGCUGGCUCCCAAAAGGUUUUUAACAUGGUGUUAG